AUGGGCAUCCUCUCAGGCCUCAUCCGCUUCAUUCGCAUCGGCCCGCCUCCAAUCCGGCCCAAGCAGCCCGCCCAGCCUCAGCAGCCUCAGCAGCACCGGCCUCAGUCUACCGCCGCACAAGACACCCGCCCCGCCGCCCGCAAAAGCCCUCACAACCCCCUCGUCGACCUCCCUCUCGACGAGUUUCUCCGCUUCGAGGGGGACGUCGCGUGGAAACGGUUGUUGGCGAAUGUCAAUCCUCAAGGGACGAGCAAGGGAUGUGUGGUCGCGAGUCCGAGUAAGGCGUUGCCGGAUUACUGGUACGAAUGGACUCGCGACAGCGCCGUCGUCGAACGCACGAUCGUGCACCGCUUCAUCCGCGAACGCCGAGCAGAAGACUGGACGCGCCUGACGGAUUACAUCGAAGCGAGUCGAAUCAUGCAGCACAAGCAGACUGUUCUCGGUGGGUUCGAGGAUGGCGGGUUGGGGGAAGUCAAGUAUCAUGUCGAUCACGAGCCGUUCACGGGGGACUGGGGUCGUCCGCAGGCAGACGGCCCAGGAUCGAGGAUUGUCACGCUUGCGACGUUGGCGAUCUACCUCUUCGAGCAGGGGAAGCAGGAGGAAGUCGAGUUCGUGAAGAGGGCGCUGUAUCCUGGGAGGUCGGAGGAGGGGAUCGAGUGGACGGGCGUCAUCAAGGGCGACCUCGAGUACGUCGCGACGCACUGGAAGAUCAAGGGCUUUGACCUCUGGGAAGAAGUAAGCGGCCGCCACUUCUACACCCUCCUCACCCUCCGAACCUCCCUCCUCCUCGGCGCGCAUCUCGCAACCCUCCUCUCCGACCCUUCCGCCGCUGCACGCUACACCUCCUCUGCCGAUCAGAUCACUCCCUUCCUCGCGCGGUUCUGGGACGCAGAGAGAGGUGUAAUUGUGGUUACGGUCGAUCAUGGCAAGGAGCUGGGAGCGGUGGGAGCGUAUGCGGGAACGGCGGAUGGAGCUGAUGUGGGUAAGCAGGUGAAGAAGGAGUCUCACGCUGCCACCGAGCAAGAGGACGAGGCAGACACGAACGACUACGACGAGACGCACGGCAAGGUCUCCGGACUCGACACCGCCGCCGUCCUCGCAGUCCUCCACGCAGGCCGUGGGACAUCCUGGGCUCGCCUCUCAACGCCGGGAUGCGUCGACCCCUCUACCGUCUUUGAGAACGGCGAGAAAGUGCUCGCGACGCUCGCCAAGAUCGUUGAGGCGUUCAAGGGGCUGUAUCCGCUCAAUGAGGGGAGGAAGAAGGGCGAGGCGGUUGCGUUGGGGAGGUAUCCGGAGGACAAGUACGACGGUGUCGGUCUUUCGAUCGCGCAUCCGUGGUACCUCUGCACCGCCGCCGCCGCCGAGUUCCUGUACCUCCUUGUCGAGGACCUCGCCUCCCUCUCGACCUCUGCCUCCUCUUCCUCAUCCGCCUCCUUCCUCCACCUCUCCCCUCUCCUCCACUCAUCACUCACCUCCCUCAUUCCUUCGCUCUCCCCGCACCUCCCCCCUCCCGGCUCGUCCCUCCUCUCCACUCACCCCUCCUUCCCACUCCUCCUCCGCUCCCUCUACACCCUCGCCGACUCGUUCCUCUCCAUCGUCCAAUCCUACGUCGGCCACUCCGGCUCUCUUUCAGAACAAUUCGAGCGUACAGGCGUACCCCAGCGAUCAGAGUGGCACGAGAACGGACAGUUGGAAGACUCGAAGCGCAACCCCGAGACGGGCGAGGAAGUCGAGGCGAUCGGGCGCGGGGCGAGGGAUUUGACGUGGAGUUAUGCGGCGUUUGUGACGGCUGUCGAGGAGAGGGAUGUGGCGAGGAAGGCGCUUGAGAGGGUGCUGGGAGCUGGAUUUGAGCGGGAGGAGGGGGCGAUCAAGGGCAAGGGGCGCGAGUAG
Molecule: messenger RNA, 1890 nt
Organism: Rhodotorula toruloides NP11
Lineage: Eukaryota; Fungi; Basidiomycota; Microbotryomycetes; Sporidiobolales; Sporidiobolaceae
Product: glucoamylase, glycoside hydrolase family 15 protein
Exons: 5
Coding region: 1-1890 (629 amino acids)
Biological process (GO): polysaccharide metabolic process
Cellular component (GO): fungal-type vacuole
Molecular function (GO): glucan 1,4-alpha-glucosidase activity
Source: RefSeq, a predicted model, not a curated record